Messenger RNA from Ochlerotatus camptorhynchus, 1392 nucleotides. RefSeq names its product CLIP domain-containing serine protease B4-like. Gene Ontology annotation, biological process: proteolysis. Lineage: Eukaryota; Metazoa; Arthropoda; Insecta; Diptera; Culicidae. The record is from RefSeq and is a predicted model, not a curated record. Gene Ontology annotation, molecular function: serine-type endopeptidase activity. The transcript is spliced from 5 exons. Bases 12 to 1109 code for a protein of 365 amino acids.
AGAAACGUGGAAUGCAGAUGAUCAUUGGGUUUGUUGGGUCCUUCGCCCUGCUUUGGUUGGUUUCGCUAGGACUAGCACUAGAGGAAAAUGACUCCUGUACCAAUCCAGCCGGUAAGUCCGGCCAGUGCAUCUCCUUCCGUGAAUGUGAUCCAAUAUUGAAGAUCUACAAUAAAGCAAUCGUUUCGCCGGAUGAGACUGCAUUCGUUAAUCAAAGCCAAUGUGGAUGGACGGCUGAUAAGAGAGCGUUGGUGUGCUGUGCUGUAUCUGCGGAUAAUCAACGGCUUCAUUAUAGAAAAGAGACCCUGCCGAAGCCACCCCUCUGCGGAUCAGAUUUCAGCGAUAGGCUCUUCGGUGGUCAGAGAACUGCCCUCGAUGAGUUCCCCUGGGCCGCCCUGAUCGAGUACCGCAAACCGAACGGAAAGACUGGAUUUAACUGUGGUGCCACACUGAUAAGCUCCCGGUACGCCGUCACGGCAGCCCAUUGCCUAACAGCGAUUCCUCAUGGUUGGCAAGCGAUCGGUGUCCGUUUGGGCGAAUGGGAUCUGGAAAACGAGAUUGAUUGUAUGGACGGUGACUGCGCUGACGCACCGGUAAAUAUGGGUUUAGAAAAAAUAAUUGUGCAUGAAGACUAUGAUGCGGAGAACAAGUCGCAUUACCACGAUAUUGCGCUUAUUCGGUUCACAAGGGAUGUCAACGUGACGUCGUUCAUUUCUCCGGUGUGUUUGCCGAUUGACGAUAAGCAGCGUACUCGCGACAAUGUUGGCACUAAGGGUUGGGCCGUAGGAUGGGGUAAAACAGAAACAGGAAGUGCAAGCAAUAUCAAACUGAAGGUUGAACUUACAUUCAAGGACUUUCAGAGCUGUUCGGAUGUAUACCGAUCAGCCGCCGGGGUGAUCCUCCAGGAUAAGCAGAUGUGUGCGGGAGGAGUGCGCAGUCAAGAUACUUGCAGCGGUGACUCUGGCGGUUCACUGACGAAGCUAGAUCGAGCAAAUCACUUCAUGUAUGGAAUCGUGAGCUUUGGACCGAGACAAUGCGGAACCGAUGGCAUACCAGGGGUGUACACCAACGUUGCAAAAUAUGUCGACUGGAUCGAAGGAAAACUGGAGUAGGAUGAUGCAGAUAGCCGGUCGAUCAUUAAUGCUAGCAGGGGUAGAUGAAGCUGUUGGGGAUAUUUCCGUAGUUGUCGUGCAAAUAAAGCAGGUCAAGGUAAUUUACACCAUUGUGGUCAAAUUAUGGUUUCCGAAAUUUUCAUCGCAAAUCUCUGGCAAAUUUUUUAUUACGGAUUCCCUAUAAUUUUCAAAUUCUAGCACAUAUGAAAUAAAAAAAAGUAUUGACGACAAUCCUUUUUCGAAUAAAUUUCUUUUUCGAACCUGCUUUUAUUUUAACACAGAU